AUGUUGAUCGCUGCGUCAUCUGACGAUCUGCUAAAUCGGUGCAAGCGCUACAUCUCUGCGCAGUGGUCGAUCACCGAUCUUGGACCAGUUUCACACUACCUCGGUCUCAAAAUUGAGCAUGACCGAGUGCGCGGUAGGCUGCGCAUCUCACAACGCGCCUAUAUUGAAAAGAUUACCGCAGCUAUCGCCGGCGACGUUUCCUGGCAAACACCAAGCACGCCCAUAAGCGAAGAGCCUAGGGCGGCAGCAGAAGGCCAUCAAGCGACGAAAUCAGCGACCAAAACCUACCAAUCAGCAGUGGGUUCGUUAAUGCACGCCAUGAAUGUCAGCCGACCCGACCUCGCAUAA
Messenger RNA from Penicillium daleae, 348 nucleotides. RefSeq lists its product as uncharacterized. The record is from RefSeq and is a predicted model, not a curated record. The coding region runs from base 1 to 348 and encodes 115 amino acids. Lineage: Eukaryota; Fungi; Ascomycota; Eurotiomycetes; Eurotiales; Aspergillaceae. The transcript has a single exon.